UGCUUUCUGCAUUGCCUAGAGUCAAAUUCUCAGAUGAUCUUUUCAUCAAACUGAAUAUUUAUCUUUCUUUCCUCCAUUCCUUCUGCACCCCUCUUCCCGGGCUUUCAGCUUUCCCCUGUGUGGUGGAGGGAGACUGUGUCUGGCUUCUGGUUCCUCUGCAAGCAACAGUGUGUUCACCAUCUCCCCACGAGACAGACAAAGAGAGGAAGAGACGGAGAGGGAAAAGAGGGGGAGUAACAGGCGUAUGUAAAGAGAAAAUGGGGAGAGUGUGAAAGGAAUUGAUAGAAUGACAGGAAGCCAGUGACAGAGAGAGAGAGAGUAAGAGAGAGAUCGAGGGGGAUAGUGUGUGAGAGAAAGAAAGAGAGAGCGAGAAAGAGAGAGAGACAGAUGGCUGUAAACCCAGGGGUGUCAGUGUUGCCAUACAGACAAAGGUAGCUCCGUAGUGCAUUUGCUCUCUCUCUCUCAUUCACACACACACACACUUACACACACAGGCAUUACAACUGCGUAGGUGUCAGACGGAAGAGGAAUGACACUGGCUUGCACACAGAGUAGCCUCAUGUUCAUAUCUUAACGGAAUCAGUUGUACCACACACACACACACACACUCAAUCAAUCGCACACACAGACCCUGUGUGCGGCCGUAAACAUGGGGCUCGUCAUGGGGACCUUUUCCAUGCAAUCCAACAAGCAGGAUCGGACCUAUCGGAAAGAUAAAAUUGAUGAUGAUUUUGAGCUGAGCGUUGUGUGUCAUCGGCCAGAAGGGCUGGAUAAACUGGAGGCUCAGAGCAACUUCAGCAAGAGAGAGCUACAAGUCCUUUACCGUGGCUUCAAAAACGAGUGCCCUAGUGGGGUGGUGAACGAGGACACCUUCAAACAGAUAUACGCCCAGUUCUUUCCCCAUGGAGAUGCCAGUUCCUACGCACACUACCUGUUCGACGCCUUUGACUCAGCACACAGCGGAUCCAUCAAGUUUGAGGACUUUGUCAUGGCUCUGUCCAUCUUACUGAGGGGAUCAGUGAGGGAGAAGUUGACGUGGACUUUCAACCUGUAUGACAUAAACAGAGAUGGCUACAUCAGCAAGGAGGAGAUGACAGACAUAGUCAGAGCGAUAUAUGACAUGAUGGGGAAGUACACAUACCCUGCCCUGAAGACGGACACUCCCAAACAACAUGUGGAUGCUUUCUUCCAGAAGAUGGACAAGAACAGAGAUGGAGUAGUCACUCUGGAUGAGUUCAUUCUGUCUUGCCAGGAGGAUGAAAACAUCAUGAGGUCCCUGCAGCUUUUCGAAAACGUCAUAUAGAUGAAACAGACAAAAGAGACACAGUGGGAAAAUGAAAGAGGGAUAGGAAAGACCUUUGAACUGUGAGAAGAAAGAGCAGCCCACCAUUUAAUGGCAAAGAGGGAACACGCAUAAACUUUGCUGUCGGCAUGGUUAUGAGAGGUACUCAACACUGGCCGCCCAGCAACAGCUAUAUGCAUCUGCCGUGUGGCACAGUGUCUCACCAUCACGUUACAUUGGCAGUGACCAAUCAACAGGCUGGGUUAUGACCCCUCCCACUGACCUCUGACCCCUUGUACCUGUUUUUGAUCUUCCUGUGACCCUGUAAUCUUUCACCCUUGGUCCGAACUCUCUCAGUCUUGUUCUGUUGAUGUUGUCGUCGUUGUUAUGGUUACUGUUCUCUCAGAGAGUGUAUAUAACACCUGUUAAUUGACAUACUGACAUUAUAGAGACAUACACACACACAUUAAGACAUACACACAUACCUACACUGUGUCAGGCCGGGAUUCAAUCCGAGGCGCGCUGUAGAGCGAUCUCUUUGAACGUCGGGGAAGUUGCCCUUAAAAGUCGCAUUGUCGGCAGUCAGUGCGCUGCUCUAUAACACUCCUUGGAUUGAAUACUGGCCUCAAUUUCACCACAAAUACAGUUUACAAAUACAAAUUGAGGACAUUUCCUGUACAUUUUCAUUUGUAGAAGUCAUGUGAUCUGUAUUUGACCGCAACAUAUUAAGAAAUAUACAUUUAAAACAAGUCAGUCCUAACCCCGCUAUAUACAGCACUCCUACUGUAUGUGUGUUAGUGUUAGUCAAUGUUUUUCGUGUUGUGGUGCCUUGUGUCAUUGGGUUUUUGGCUUCUAUCUUUCUGUCUGCACUGAGCUCCGUUGAUCUGUCUCUUUGUCUGUCAACCUGGCCAGAUGAUAUUCCAACCCAGAGAGCCUGGAUUGAAUGUUCUGUGGCCUAUGGCAAUUUUGAAGUAGUGCUGAGCGAAUAACCGAAAUGUUGGUUUAUUUUCAGUUUGUAAAUAACUAAUUGAUUGACAUUGGUUCCAUUAUUUGAAUUCCAUUUAGUUGUGCACCAUUUGUGCCAUUUCUCUAGAGAGAUUUCUCUCUGGGACAUGUUGUCCAACUCAUCAGAGUUAAGCGCCAAAAACGUGGUAGUGAACUACAUUGACCAGAAUCCAUUGCCUACAGCUAGCUGCCUCCUGUUCUCAUUGGUUCUUUGCCGGGCAAGCCUGUGUGGCCGACAGGCAGACACAGGGGAAGAGUGAUAGAGAGAUAGGAGAGAAUGUAUCUAAUUGAUUGAUGUAUCUAAUUGAUAGUUGUUAGUAGCCUAGUGGUUAGAGCGUUGGACUAGUAACCGAAAGGUUGCAAGCUCAAAUCCCCGAGCUGACAAGGUACAAAUCUGUCGUUCUGCCCCUGAACAAGGCAGUUAACCCACUGUUCCUAGGCCGUCAUUGAAAAUUAGAAUUUGUUCUUCUUAACUGACUUGCCUAGUUAAAUAAAGGUAAAAUACAAAAAUACAAAAAUAAAAUAAAUUUAGCAGUGUUAAAAGUAUGCUUGAUCUACUUUAAAGAACUACUUAAAAUGGGAUUUCAUUGGACAGCAGGCAGCUAGCCAGCUAGCCAGCUAUGUAAGUCUGCUAUCCUGAAGGAUGACUCUGGGAGAACAGAGAUAGAUGGCUGGCUGGCUGCUACAGCCUGAUCAGAGAUGAAAUGAUGACCUGGAAUAAACUAUUAAGUCAUCAAAUGAAAUUUAAAAAAUAUACACAACAACUGAAAUAUUUUAUUAAAGUAAUGUGAAUAAGUGAUAAGUUUGUUAAUAAGUGAUAUGCAGUAAUUGCAUAUCUUAGUAUCACCAUACUAAAAACAAAUAUGUAAUAUACACAACCAACAUAUUGAAUUUACUGUAAGUAAAGUAAUGUGAAAGAAUUAUGUUUUAGAGUCUAAUAACUGAUAGUAAUAGGCUGUCACUCACUACCAUCAAUUGUUUUAUUCAUUGUUGUUACAGCAUUGAACACAUAAUGCAUUUAUUGUAAAAUAGAAAAAAAAUAUAUGAAAACCGUGAUUAUUAUUUUUUUUAAAUGUAUUUUUCAAAAACCAAACCAAAACUGAACCGACCUCAAAAAGCGCUAAUCGCCCAGCACUAUUUUGAAGUGUGUUCUUAUGCUUGUUUUGUGCCAAUAUGGGUGUGUGCAUGGUAUCCUGUGGGACAUUACAACUGUACAGUAACAACUCUCAAGACAAUACCCAACAUCAGAGAGAGAGAGAGAGAGAGAGAGAGAGAAUUAUACCUUGUCACUGAGAAUACAGGAAUGAAAGCCAUGACAUGGGUGAUGAUGACAAUAACCUAAUCAAUGUGAAGACUUACUGACAACAGAACACAGAAUCCCUUAUUUCACAGUCCCCUAUUACCUUACCUUCACCUAUACUUUUAUACAAUAUCAAGAUUCAUGAUCAGCAAAGCGCAGAAAGGUGAGACUAACAGACAGAGAAUGACAGACAGAAAAAAAUUGAAUCACAUCGGUGUAUAUUGAAAUGUUGUACAAAAUGAUAUUUAACAAUAAACUUUUCAGAGAAAGUA
Molecule: messenger RNA, 3859 nt
Organism: Salvelinus fontinalis (brook trout)
Lineage: Eukaryota; Metazoa; Chordata; Actinopteri; Salmoniformes; Salmonidae
Product: Kv channel-interacting protein 1-like
Exons: 7
Coding region: 650-1303 (217 amino acids)
Biological process (GO): regulation of potassium ion transmembrane transport
Cellular component (GO): voltage-gated potassium channel complex
Molecular function (GO): potassium channel regulator activity; transmembrane transporter binding; calcium ion binding
Source: RefSeq, a predicted model, not a curated record